This is a messenger RNA of Mustela lutreola (European mink), 536 nucleotides long. RefSeq names its product solute carrier family 35 member A4 (gene SLC35A4). The coding region runs from base 225 to 536 and encodes 103 amino acids. Lineage: Eukaryota; Metazoa; Chordata; Mammalia; Carnivora; Mustelidae. The transcript is spliced from 3 exons. The record is from RefSeq and is a predicted model, not a curated record.
AUCGCGUCCGGGUCGUGUGAGCGCGGACACACAAAUUGUGUCGCGCCGGACGGGUCACGUGAGAGUACGUGAAAGAAUGAAACCACAGGGGCUCCGCCGAGGGGAGAGCACCGGCACCCUUUCCAAAAAUGCCCCGGAAGUGCCUCCGCCCUCAGUAAAGAUGGCCGUAGCACUUGGCAAGUGGGAGGCGGGGCUGCGCCUGCGCCACAAGUUCGGCGGGGAAGAUGGCGGAUGACAAGGAUUCUCUGCCCAAGCUUAAGGACCUGGCAUUUCUAAAGAACCAGCUGGAACGCCUGCAGCAGCGUGUAGAAGACGAAGUCAGCAGUGGUGUGAGCCAGGAUGGCUCACUCAUGUCCUCCCCAUUCCUCAAGGGCUUCUUAGCCGGCUAUGUCGUGGCCAAACUGAGGGCAUCCGCAGUAUUAGGCUUUGCUGUGGGUACCUGCACUGGCAUCUACGCAGCUCAGGCAUAUGCCGUGCCCAAUGUGGAGAAGACAUUGAGGGACUAUCUUCGAUCAUUGCGAAAGGGGCCUGACUAG